Messenger RNA from Zygotorulaspora mrakii, 213 nucleotides. RefSeq names its product Hsk3p (gene HSK3). NCBI's taxonomy places the organism in Eukaryota, Fungi, Ascomycota, Saccharomycetes, Saccharomycetales, Saccharomycetaceae. Gene Ontology annotation, biological process: attachment of spindle microtubules to kinetochore. The record is from RefSeq and is a predicted model, not a curated record. The transcript has a single exon. Bases 1 to 213 code for a protein of 70 amino acids. Gene Ontology annotation, cellular component: DASH complex.
AUGCCCAACUCCACAAAACGAAUUCAGUAUGCUCAUAUGGCCAAACAGCUCGAAUCUUUGCACAGCAACCUCUUAGAAACUACGCGUCAGCUGGAGAGGAUGUCUGAACAGUGCAACAAAAGUGUCGUCGAUCAAUUGGGUAAAGUGCAUGCUAGUUGGUUUAUUGGUAGUAACAGGUACUUUGAAGAAGAAAUGCUUGGCAAGCAAAAAUAA